UAUCUUUGUUUUCCUUUCAGCAAACCCUUGUGAGCUCCACUGUCGCCCAAUAGACGGCCAUUUUUCAGAGAAGAUGCUUGAUGCAGUCACUGAUGGUACUCCUUGCUUUGAAGGAAGGCACAGCCGAGAUAUCUGUAUUAAUGGCAUGUGUAAGACUGUUGGCUGCGAUUAUGAGAUAAAUUCCAACGCGACUGAAGACCAGUGUGGAGUUUGCCUGGGAGACGGCUCUGCUUGUCGUACAGUGAAGAUGAUGUUUAAUCAAAGUGAAGGAUUUGGAUACGUUGAUAUUGGCCUAAUUCCGAAAGGUGCGAGGGGAAUCAAAGUCAUGGAAGUUGCAGAAGCAGGAAAUUUCCUUGCUGUACGAAGCAAAGAUCCAGGAAAAUAUUACCUGAAUGGAGGCUUUAUCAUCCAGUGGAAUGGUGAAUACAAAGUGGCAGGAACGAUAUUUCAGUAUGACAGAACAGGGGAUCUAGAAAAUCUGACUGCUCCAGGACCCACCAAUGAAUCAAUAUGGAUUCAGCUACUUUUUCAGGAAACAAACCCUGGAAUCAAGUAUGAAUAUACUGUACGUAAAGACGAAAGUCAUGAGAACGAGAUUGGAGAGCCAGAGUAUUUUUGGCAAUAUGGAGACUGGACAGCCUGCAGUGUUACCUGUGGAAGAGGGGUACGGCGCCAGAUUGCCCACUGCAUGUGGAAGGGAAGUGGAGCCAUCAAAAACUCCUUCUGUGACCCAGCAACACAGCCAAAUGGGCGACAAAAGAAAUGCUAUGAAAAGGACUGUCCACCCAGAUGGUGGGCAGGAGAGUGGCAAAAAUGUUCGACCACGUGUGGCCCAACAGGCCAGAAGAAGCGAACUGUACUUUGCAUCCAGACAGUGGGAUCUGAUGAGCAGGCACUGGCUGUCACAGAGUGCCAGCACCUGCUUAAACCGAAGACUCAUCUGUCGUGCAACAGAGAUAUCUUGUGCCCAUCUGACUGGACAGUGGGCAACUGGACUGAGUGCACGGUUACUUGUGGUGGUGGAAUAAGGACUCGUAAUGUCACUUGUGCCAAAAAUAAGGAUGAACCAUGUGAUACUUCCAAGAGACCAAACUCUAAGGCCCUGUGUGGUCUCCAGCAAUGUCCUUCUGCUGGAAGAUUUCUGAUACCCCGACUGGCACCCAGAAGAGGAAAGAUCAUAAUCAGAAAAACAAGUACUAAUCCUGAACAGACUCCUCCUCCAAGAAUAACCAUACCAAGCCCAAGGUCCCGUACAACAACAAAAAUACCCAAGCCUGAAACGGUAGCUCCCUGUUUGCCCACAUCCUCUGGUUUGGGUAAUGUCUCAGUAAAAGAAGGAACAGCCAACAAAACAUUACAAAAUAAUUUUGCUGGACCAAAUGAUGUUUACAAUUAUUCAGUUGUUUCUACUGAAAAUAGUUCACACCAAAAUACUACUUCAUGGCCUUUUCAUAAUAGCUUAAGUACUGAAAUUACAAGGCAUGCUGAAAAUAUUUCUGAAAGUAAGCCAAUUUCUACUGUAGAGAGUGAGGUGCAAAGAAGUGAGGACACUCCUGUCUCCUCAUUCACCAGUAGUCCAGAAAUAACUUCCAGCUAUGAUUAUUUAACUGAAGAAUCUGAUGACAUUGAUGGGGCAGCUGGAGGCAGUGAGAAACCAAUUGAUCUUCUUUACAGCACGGAACUCAAUCCUGAAAUCAGAACCAGGAGCACAACCCUAGAUACCAGCUCUCCUGUCCUUCAAAAUGAGGGUGUGACUUCUCAACCCCCCACAGCAUCUCAUCACCCAGAAACUUCUACACUCCUUCCUGUUAGCAGAGCAGAACAAGGGUUGGCAUUUCCAACAACAGCAAACUAUAUCAGUCUGCAAGUUGAUGUGCCUGUUGUAGAAGUAACUACCCCACAAGCUUUGGUUACAGUAAUGCCCACAGCGUUUGGUGAUGUACCGAGAGACCAGACUGACAAGAGAAGAGAAAUAAAGCUACCUGAUGCCAUAAGUUCCAGCACACAAUUGUCAGCUCUUGAGCAUACUCUCAGGAACCAAAAUGCAACAUCUGAGGGGAUUUUGACGAAUGUCACACCAAACAGCCACCUAAUAACAUCCAGCAACUUGCUUGGUGAUGCAUACUGGAUAAUAGGCAACUGGAGUGAGUGCUCUACCACCUGUGGAAUGGGGGCUUUCUGGAGACACGUGGAGUGCAGCAGCAGGAACACAACUCACUGUCAGCACAUGAAAAAGCCUGAUCCUGCAAGAAAAUGUUAUCUCCGCCCAUGCGCUAGCUGGAAAACAGGAAAUUGGAGCAAGUGCUCUGCUAACUGCAAUGGCGGCUUCAAGACUCGAGAUGUUCACUGCAUUGAUGUUCGUGAAAAGCGGCUUCUAAGGCCUUUUCAUUGCCAAUUACUCGGAUAUAAACCACAACUCAAUACUAGUUGUAACAUGGAGCCUUGCUUGCCGUGGCGUGUGGAACCCUGGAAUGAGUGUUCGAGAACAUGUGGUGGUGGCCAACAAAAGCGACAUGUCUACUGCCCAGAAGAGGGCUACUGUGACUGGACAAAAAGACCUAAUGCCAUUGCCUCAUGUAACAGGCAACCUUGUACGCAGUGGAUUAACCAGGCGUGGGGCCCGUGCGCUGUUUCUUGUGGAGAGGGCACUCAGCAAAGAACUGUGAAGUGCAUGAAUAUAGAAACUAAUGAAACUGAAGAUGACAGUAUGUGCGUGGAUAAACCCAAGCCCACGGAGUAUCAGAAAUGCAAUAUGCAAGAGUGCAGGAAAAGUACAGGGCUACCCUGUAGCAAAGACCAGCUGUCGGUUCACUUCUGCCAGAGGCUGAAGGGCAUUGGCAAGUGCUUGCUGCCAUCAAUACAGACUCAGUGCUGCUUCACCUGUAGUCAGCUCCGAAUUC
Messenger RNA from Balearica regulorum gibbericeps (East African grey crowned-crane), 2900 nucleotides. The record is from RefSeq and is a predicted model, not a curated record. NCBI's taxonomy places the organism in Eukaryota, Metazoa, Chordata, Aves, Gruiformes, Gruidae.